This is a messenger RNA of Dermochelys coriacea (leatherback sea turtle), 4459 nucleotides long. RefSeq names its product adaptor protein, phosphotyrosine interacting with PH domain and leucine zipper 1 (gene APPL1). Gene Ontology annotation, molecular function: identical protein binding. Gene Ontology annotation, biological process: signaling. Gene Ontology annotation, cellular component: endosome membrane; cytoplasm. The record is from RefSeq and is a predicted model, not a curated record. Bases 428 to 2551 code for a protein of 707 amino acids. NCBI's taxonomy places the organism in Eukaryota, Metazoa, Chordata, Testudines, Dermochelyidae. The transcript is spliced from 22 exons.
GGGCGAUGAGGAGCCCGCUCCCUUGAGGGAAGGAGUCGCGCCGGGUAAGGGCGGCGCCGCAUUGACGCGACCUUGGCAAGAGCCUGCGUGCGCCGCCCGGCACUGGGGCGCGGAGCCAGUCGGCGGACGCCGCUGACUCAGCCACUCCCAGCCCGGCAGAGGGCGGGGCGGCGGCGGCGGCGGCGGCGGCAGCAGCAGCAGCAACCGCGGCGUCACGGCAGACGUCACUCAACGCCCUCUCUCCUAGGUCUGCCCCCCCCAUGCACGUAGAGUGACGCCUCCGUUGAGCAAUGAGAAGGCGGCGGAGGGGGCCGGAUUUCCGGGGCGGGGCAGGGUCGUGGCGGUGCUGAGGAAGGGGGAGGGGCUCAGUGUUGGGUGCACGGUAGGGUUUGUGGGCGCGUCGGCCCGUCGAGACCCAGCCGUCGCCAUGCCCGGGAUUGACAAGCUGCCCAUUGAGGAGACGUUGGAGGACAGUCCUCAGACACGUUCUUUGCUGGGUGUAUUUGAAGAAGAUGCUGCAGCAAUUUCCAGUUACAUCAACCAGUUGUAUCAAGCCAUGCGCCGAAUUUAUGAUGCACAGAAUGAAUUAAGUGCAGCAACUCAUCUAACUUCAAAACUUCUAAAAGAGUAUGAGAAGCAGCGUUUUCCAUUAGGGGGCGAUGAUGAAGUUAUGAGCUCUACCCUACAACAGUUUGCAAAAGUGAUAGAUGAGCUCAGUUCUUGUCAUGCAGUACUUUCAACUCAACUAGCUGAUGCCAUGAUGUUUCCCAUUACUCAAUUUAAAGAAAGGGAUCUAAAAGAGAUAUUGACUUUAAAAGAAGUUUUCCAAAUUGCCAGCAAUGAUCAUGAUACUGCCAUUAACAGAUACAGUCGGCUGUCAAAAAGAAGAGAGAAUGAAAAGGUCAAGUAUGAAGUUACAGAAGAUGUGUAUACUUCCAAGAAGAAACAGCAUCAGACCAUGAUGCAUUAUUUCUGUGCAUUAAAUACUCUUCAGUAUAAGAAGAAAAUAGCCAUGCUGGAACCCUUGCUAGGAUAUAUGCAAGCUCAGAUAAGUUUCUUUAAAAUGGGUUCAGAAAAUCUUACUGAGCAACUGGAAGAAUUUUUAACCAAUAUUGGCACAAGUGUACAAAAUGUUCGCAGGGAAAUGGAUUCUGAGGUAGAAACCAUGCAGCAGACCAUAGAGGACUUGGAAGUAGCCAGUGAUCCAUUAUAUUUACCUGAUCCUGACACAACAAAAUUUCCUGUCCAUAGAAAUCUAACACGGAAAGCUGGCUAUCUUAAUGCAAGGAACAAGACUGGGCUGGUGUCUUCCAGUUGGGACAGACAGUUUUACUUUACUCAGGGUGGAAACCUAAUGAGUCAGGCAAGAGGUGACGUAGCUGGAGGACUUGUCAUGGACAUAGACAACUGUUCCGUGAUGGCUGUGGACUGUGAGGACAGAAGAUACUGCUUUCAGAUAACAUCUUUUGAUGGCAAAAAAUCUUCAAUCUUACAGGCAGAGAGUAAAAAAGAUUAUGAAGAGUGGAUAUGUACAAUAAACAACAUCUCUAAACAGAUAUACUUAAGUGAAAACCCUGAGGAAAUUGCUGCACGUGUAAAUCAGUCCGCUCUGGAGGCUGUCACACCCUCUCCAUCCUUCCAACAGAGACAUGAGAGCAUGCGGCCAACAAUACAAUCUCGGCCUCCAACAGCUCGUACUAAUAGCUCUGGGUCUUUGGGAUCUGAAUCAGCAGCUUAUCAGCACUUCCUGGAUUCCCUUGUUGCUCCUGACACACCGAUACAAUUUGACAUCAUUUCUCCAGUUAGUGAAGAUCAGCCUGGUCAGGCAAAAGCCUCAGGGCAGUCGGGCAGACGUACAAACCCAUUUGGUGAAUCUGGAGGCAAAAAAUGCAAAACAGAAGAUUCCAUUCUUCACCAGUUAUUUGUUAUAAGAUUCCUUGGCUCCAUGGAGGUUAAAUCUGAUGAAAGUCCAGAUGUUGUGUAUGAAACAAUGCGCCAAAUACUAGCAGCCCGGGCUAUCCAUAAUAUUUUCAGGAUGACAGAAUCACAUUUAUUAGUCAGUUGUGACUGUUUAAAGUUAAUAGAUCCACAGACGCAAGUUACAAGGCUCAGGUUUCCUUUGCCAAGUGUAGUCUUGUAUGCUACACACCAGGAGAAUAAACGCCUUUUUGGAUUUGUGCUUCGGUCCUCAGGAGGGAGAGUUGAGGGCCAUACAACAUCUGUCUGUUAUAUAUUUGAAUCAAACAAUGAAGGGGAAAAGAUUUGCGACUCUGUUGGACUGGCAAAACAGAUUGCUUUUCAUUCAGAAUUGGAUCGUAGAGCAUCAGAAAAACAAAAAGUAAUAGACAAAGUAAAGGAGAAACAGCAGAAAGAACUCAGUAAACAAAAGCAAAUUGAAAAGGACUUGGAGGAGCAGAGCCGAUUGAUAGCUGCUUCCAGUAGACCCAGUCAGAGCAGUGGAGAGGGACAAUUUGUAGUCCUUAGCCAUAGCCAGUCAGAAGACAGUGAUUUGGGAGAAGAUGGGAAGAAGAAAAGAGAGUCCGAAGCAUGAGGUUACUGAUCUUGUUAAAACUGGAAUCUUUGGACGUAUCUGUGGUGAAAUGGCACAAAUUACAUAAGAAGAGAAAAUGGAAAUGGAGGGUCUGCUUAUUAUAUAGAACACUUAACAAUAUGCUGACCAGAUUAUACUUUUUUUUUUAUUUUAAACAUUCAUUAACUAACUUUGCCUUUUAAUGUAAAUAAAUACCUUCUUCCAUGUGUCAGAAAGAGGCAUGGUGACUUGCCAUGUUUACUACAGAAUUACAUCUUCGACUUCUCUUAAAAUGGAAACUUUUUUUCACUUACCUGGUUAUGCAGCUGACUGUUUUGAAGCAAAAAUUCAUCUUCUGAUUGGGCUUCAACAGUACACUGAAAUAUUGUUCUUGAAAUUGCUGUACACACAACAUUUUGCGUGGAACAAAAGUGGGCUUUGAACUGAAACAGUGCUAAGCUGUAUCUAAAUACUGUUGCAGAGAAUUUUCUGGGUUUAUAAAAAAAUUAAUCCUCAAUAAUACCAGAUAAAUGUGCAAUAGUUUUAGAUUGAUGAGAGAGAGAUUAUAAUUUUUGUUUUAUGUUGAAUUGGAUGGUACUGUCUCUGUUUCCUUUUUAAUACAACUUACGACACUUCAUUGGAUAGUAAAAAAGAUUUUACUCCAUUUAACCUAGGUAAGACUUAGAAGGAUGUAUUUGCAUCUUGGUGCAUGGGGAAUUGUGUUAUAAACCCUUUCACUUCAAGAUGAGAAUACAGUGUGUAUAUUCCUGAAAGUAAAAGUACCACAUUCUCAGUUCUCUGUCAUGGGACUGUAGUAACUGUCCAGUACUUGGGGUUUACUUUAUAAUAAAAAGUAUGUUAACAUUGUGAAAAUGUUGGAUUGAACCAGCUGUUUUGAAGAUCUUUUAAAUACCCACAUGCCUUGGAACCAGUUCACUAAAUUUACUAGGAAGAGGUUGGCGGGGGAGGGGAUUGGGUCAUUGCAUGUAAAUGUAUUUUGCAAAAAAUAUUUAAUAGCAAUAGGGUGCAAGCAUACAAAUCAUACUUUCUAUCUAAACUGCUUGAAGCAUUUUUCACAGGUGUCUGCUUACAGCUCUUAAGCCUGAUCUCCAUACUACUGCAUGAUGUACAUAACUUAUUUUGUACUAUAUCAAAUGUGCUUUGACCUUUUCAUCCUGAAUAGGAAACCAGUUAAUGUAAGAGAAUUUAUUUAUUUUUGCACUGAUUACUGUAUAUAGUGAAGUCCAAUGAACAGAAGAUACAUUUAUGUAUCAGUGUCAGGGAAAAUCUAGUGUAGUACAGUAAUGCAAGGAAAUGUACUAAACAUGAAAAUAGAGAUUUAUCUCUGGGUCGGUUUCAAUUUAUAUAUAUUUUCCAGUUUAUAUAAGGCUUUCUACUUGUUCUAAAUGUCAUUUCUUAUUCAUUAUAUAAGUUACUGUAUACAUCCAUUCCCAUGAAUAGCUAUCCUUCAAUCUAGAAGACUGCCCAUUUAUUCCUGCCAACUUGAAGAUCCAAAGGCAGCAUAUGCAGAUUUUUCUCCCUGUUCCUGAUCCUAGGCUUAUAAAAGGAUGGUUGGUACCAGGAGUUUUGGACUUUCUAUCUCCGCAAUUUUGCAUUGGCUGCUUACGUUUCUGACUAACUUUUCUCACUUGUAUUUCUUCUUGCAGACCAGGUGACAGCCUACUUCAUACUUACUGUAUCUCGCAAUCUGCCUCCUCUACCUGCUUAAAAUCCAGCUAAAAAUUUCCAAAAACCCACAGAAAGAGUAUGAAAUCGUGUCUUUUCAGUUUCUAGUUUAUUAAGUGUUCUAGUUAUCUCCCUGUGCAGGAUUGCUUAGUGGAUUGGCCAAUUUAAGUGCAAACCCACCACACUUCAUGUGGGAGACAGUAUCUACUUGAAGUUUUCUUGAUAUUCAAUUUAAAAUUUUCC